This is a messenger RNA of Cydia strobilella, 1352 nucleotides long. RefSeq names its product growth hormone-inducible transmembrane protein-like. The coding region runs from base 199 to 1200 and encodes 333 amino acids. Lineage: Eukaryota; Metazoa; Arthropoda; Insecta; Lepidoptera; Tortricidae. The record is from RefSeq and is a predicted model, not a curated record. Gene Ontology annotation, cellular component: mitochondrial inner membrane. The transcript is spliced from 8 exons.
AGUAUUUUCUAGACUACACCCGCAAGAUAAAUCGCAAGUUUUUCCAUCACUUGUUUUGUUUCACAAACAGCAGCCGGAUAGUGAGCCGUCAAACAAUAUACUACGCCGCGACAAUUAACAGUUUUUGUCUAAUAUUUUAAAACACUUAAACCCUGUGUUAAUAUCUGUGGAAACAUACACGUUGCAUCUUGCAUCACGAUGUUGUCUCGCAUGUGUGUUGCUCGUUCGUCGGCCACUAUAACCCAAGUUCUAAAAUCACCGGUUCCACAAAAAUUGGUGCCCAAGAAUUAUGUUAUCACUAUUAGAAACUACGCACGCGAGCCGCGCUCCCGCGUUGCGACCAGGACUCAACCGACCCUGUGGGAAAGGUUAAUGGCCCCUGCAGGUCCUAACGCUUUCGGCAUUGGAAAAGGGGCUCUGGCUGGUGCAUCAGCUGUUGGUCUAGGUGCUCUGUGUUACUAUGGUACAGGCGUCAAACCAGGCACCUUGCAGGAGGCACAUCUCUGGCCACAGUAUGUCAAGGAUCGCAUCAAGACGACUUAUGGAUACAUCGCAGGUUCACUUGUCAUCACAGCUGGGAGCGCUAUCACAGUAUUCAGGACACCUGCUCUCCUUAAUCUUGUUGCUCGAAAUGGAUGGAUGUCAAUAAUCAUGACCAUGGGCCUCAUGAUUGGGUCGGGCAUGGUGGUGCGAGGCAUGGAGUACAAGCCUGGGUUUGGCCCUAAACAACUGGCCUGGAUGGUGCACACUGGCAUCAUGGGAGCAGUAAUUGCACCUAUCUGCUUCCUGGGAGGCCCUGUCCUUUUGAGGGCUGCAUGGUACACAGCGGGCGUAGUGGGCGGGCUGAGCACGCUGGCGGUGUGCGCUCCGUCUGGCGAGUUCCUGAACAUGCGCGCGCCGCUGGCCAUGGGGCUCGGCGCCGUGUUCGCCGCCUCGCUCGCCGGCAUGUUCCUGCCGCCCACCUCGGCGCUUGGCGCUGGUCUAUAUUCGCUGAGCUUGUACGGUGGUCUGAUAGUGUUCAGCGGUUUCCUCCUCUACGACUCGCAGGCCAUUAUCAAACGAGCCGAGAUGCACCCUAUGUACGGCAUGCAGCCCUACGAUCCCAUCAACUCGGCGGUGUCUGUCUACUUAGACGUCCUCAACAUCUUUAUGCGCAUAGCUAUGAUCGUGGCGGGCGGCGGUGGCAACAGGAAAAAGUAGACAACACAUACUUGUAACAUUUAGCCAAAUAAUAAAUUCGAUAUAAUCCAUGCUUACCACCAAUGUUAAUUUUCGAAGUAAAAAAACGUAGUUAAAUUCUUCGUAUAAAAUCGACUCCGUAAGUAAGGAGGCUUCGAACCACGAAUUAAUAA